Fusarium proliferatum ET1 is the source of this 471-nucleotide messenger RNA. RefSeq lists its product as uncharacterized. The record is from RefSeq and is a predicted model, not a curated record. The transcript has 4 exons. NCBI's taxonomy places the organism in Eukaryota, Fungi, Ascomycota, Sordariomycetes, Hypocreales, Nectriaceae. Bases 1 to 471 code for a protein of 156 amino acids.
AUGGACAACGCCAAUGUCACAUUUAUUCCGGAAAACAUGUAUAAUGGCCAAGCACAAGCAGAUGGUGAUACAAUGCGACUGAUCAUAGUCAACUACAGCGUGGCGCAAGCUCCUGCUGAUGCUGUCACAGCAAAGGUCGUGAAUGGAUGGCACACCAGCAAGAGCGAUCCAAAAGUGCAUUGCACAGUUGACUACCGGUGCAAUGGCAAGAAAAAGAAUAAACGCCGUCAUGUCUACGAUACCAAUGGUUUAAACAGAGUGGUUGUCCGGAUCUAUGGUGCCGGAAAGGCACAUGCUCAAGGCGUUGGCGUUCUUCUGUGUGUGAAGGCAAGCUCUUACCUGGUGGAAAUUCCUACAGUCAGUCAACUACUUAAUCCAAUCUUGGUAGUGAUGUUCUACAUGCUACGCCAACCCACUUCCUAUACUACAUAUCAUCGGAUAGACGGUCAUCUUGAUCCGAAAAAUGCAUGA